GCUCUCGUUAGCCAGAGGUUGGCCGCGAUGGCCGCGGCUGGCGGUGGGUUGGAGGCCGCGACCCUGCAGAAGCUUGCGCUGCGGCGGAAGAAGGUGCUGAGUGCCGAAGAGAUGGAGCUGUACGAGUUGGCACAGGCAGCGGGCGUCGCCAUCGACCCUGAUGUGUUCAAGAUCCUGGUGGACCUGCUGAAUCUGAACGUGGCCCCCCUCGCGGUCUUCCAGAUGCUUAAGUCUAUGUGCGCUGGGCAGAGGUUGGCGAGCGAUCCCCAGGACCCUGCAGCUGUGUCUCUGCCCUCUUCCAACAUACCCGAAACUCGAGAGGCCUCCUUUCUCUCUGCCAGAAACAGUAUCCCCUCUGCAAGGUCCUCCUUUUCCUCAGCCCUGCAGCCUGCAGCCUCUCCAGUUCUGCUCCUCAGCCCAGCUGCCAUGCACUCGCCUUUCUGUCCGGGGCCCCCUGCUUCCCUCCGGUUCUCUUGCUGCCUGUUCUCUCCUUUCACAGGGAGGAACAGAGGUGGCCCGGCGCUUGGUGGCGUACCCACACUGACAGAACGCAGCGGCCGAGAAGGAUCGAGCCAGAGAAUGCCGCGCCAGCCCAGUGCUACCAGGCUGCCCAAGGGGGGCGGGCCUGGGAAGAGCACCUCUCGCAGCAGCACAUAGUGUGGGAGCUGGGACUGGCACAUCUGGGUACCAUCAAUCUCAACAGAAGCAGCAUGCUGUUUCCUUCUGCUAAAUGUUUCCAAAAUGC
Messenger RNA from Octodon degus (degu), 745 nucleotides. It is a transcript of the gene Mzt2b, whose product is annotated as mitotic spindle organizing protein 2B. The transcript has 4 exons. The record is from RefSeq and is a predicted model, not a curated record. Gene Ontology annotation, cellular component: spindle; centrosome. NCBI's taxonomy places the organism in Eukaryota, Metazoa, Chordata, Mammalia, Rodentia, Octodontidae. The coding region runs from base 28 to 657 and encodes 209 amino acids.